AUGGGGUCUAUUCCCGAAAGCGAGAAUAGGAUACCAAUCAUCGAUAUACGAGACAGCAAUCCAGAAGCUGCUCAGCAAUUGCUCAGGGCGGCUGCCAACCAUGGAUUUGUUUACAUCGACAACAUUGGUGGGCCAGUCAAGCAUCAAGCAAUAAAUGAUGCCUUCGGGAUCUCAAAGCGUUUCUUUGCAUUGCCACCAGAAGUGAAGCAAACCGUGGCUAUCGGCAGUAACAAGGCGGGUGGAAACUAUGGAUGGCUGAGCAGAGGGGUGGAAAAACUGGAUCCGGCAAUGCAGAAGCGGCCAGAUGUUAAGGAAGCCUUCAAUAUUGGCGAGCCCGUCCACGGCGUGUUGCAACAACCCGUGCCUGCACAGCUCGCCGCAGUGGCACCACGGAUUGCACUCUUCCAGCAGAGUUGCCACGAACUCUGUCUCAAGAUCUUCGAACUCCUCGCAAAAGCUCUGAGUGUACAGCAGGACUGGUUUGUCUCACGCCAUAACUCGAACGACCUUUACCGGCCGUCUGGAAGCGUCUUCCGUAUGCUCUAUUAUCCGCAAGUGGAAGAUCAUGAAGAAGGCGUCGACAUUCGUGCUGGUGCUCAUAGUGAUUUCGGUAGUAUCACCUUGCUUUUUCAACAACAAGGUCAGCCUGGUCUGGAGAUCAAGACACCAAGUGGCGAUUGGAUUCCAGUUCUCGUUGAUCCUCGAGAUCCAAGCAAUGGCGCUCCCCGGCAGACGAUAGCAAACACGAGGAACUUCUCGGAUAUAUUCAUACAAGCAAUGGAGAAAGCCAGCUACCUGCGAGAACACGAACGUUAUGACUUUCUGAUUUUCAUGCACCAGUACAGCCAAGAUAAGGAUACCGAAGCUGUGCUUAGCAAGAUGGUCACAAUGUUCCAAGACCGCCCAAUUAUUCUCAACAAGUUCAACAUGUUUCUACCACAAGGAUACCAGAUCGAGUGUCCCGAGACUGCUACAGGUGUGAUUGAGAUUUUUACGCCGCUGGGAUUGAUAGCACCACCCCUACAUAUGGGCCGAAACAGAUCUGCUGUUGUCGCGCGAUGGGAACCGCCCAUCCUGCCGAUCCUCGUGAACGUGGGUGACCUACUCGAAGACUGGACAGGCGGUCUGCUCAAGUCGACCGUUCACCGCGUCAUCUUCCCCAAAGAUGGUGGCGAAGAUAGAUACAGUCUCGCCUACUUUUGCCAUCCUCUCGAUGAUGUGCUACUGGAGCCGGUACCAAGCGCACUCGUACAGAAAUACAUGAAGCAGACUGGUAAGAAUGGUUCGAGGGAUGGCAGGGCAAUGACCGCGAAGGAUCACUUGAUGGCGAGAUUGGCUGCAACGUACACCAUCGAUUCCGAGCCAGCCGAAAGACGGGACUCGCCUGUACGAGAACCGGGACAGGUCAUGGAGGAAGUCAAGGAAGAGGUGCUAUCUGCUUGA
This is a messenger RNA of Recurvomyces mirabilis, 1443 nucleotides long. RefSeq lists its product as uncharacterized. The coding region runs from base 1 to 1443 and encodes 480 amino acids. Lineage: Eukaryota; Fungi; Ascomycota; Dothideomycetes; Mycosphaerellales; Teratosphaeriaceae. Gene Ontology annotation, molecular function: 2-oxoglutarate-dependent dioxygenase activity. The record is from RefSeq and is a predicted model, not a curated record. The transcript is spliced from 3 exons.